AUGGUCGAAGAACAAGAAAAGCCCUCGCCUCAGGCCUCAACACCCUCCACCCACUCCAACACAUCCGACACCGGCUCAAUACACGAAACCCAAUCCAUCCGCGACGGCCAACAAUCCAAUCGCCUCCAUCUCGUCCGCAGCUAUGCAUCCGGCUACUCAGGCUUCGUCCCCGAAACCGAAUACGCAGACAUAAACCUCAAACACACCACCACAGGCGCAACCCUAGGAUCUGUGGCCACCAACGACCCAAAUUUUGAAGUCGAUUGGACAGACGAUGACCCCGAGAACCCAAGGAAUUGGAGUAUGUCAUAUAAAGCUUUUGUGGUGUUUGCCAUGAGUUAUUCGACGACGGUGACAGUGCUGUUCUCGACGAGUUAUACGGUUACGGUGGGGAAAUUGGAGCAGGUGUUUGAUGUGGGGCAUUUGACUGCGCUUUUGGGACUUACGACCUAUUUGAUUGGUAUGGCUGCUGGGUCUACUGUCCUCGCCCCCUUGUCGGAAAUGUAUGGACGUCGCCCGGUGUACAUUUUCUCGACUGCAAUCUUUGUGUUGUUGAUCUUGCCUUGCGCAUUGGCUAAAAACAUUGAAUCUCUGCUUAUCCCGAGAUUCUUUGGUGCUUUUGCGGCGGCGAGUUUAGUUUCUAAUGCUCCUGGAUCUAUUAACGAUAUUGUUGUCGAGGAGUACAGGGCUUUGGCCUUUAGUAUCUGGGCCAUUGGACCUUUGAAUGGACCUGUGGUGGGGCCAAUCAUCGGUGGAUUUACGUUCCAAUACUUGGGCUGGCGAUGGACCAAUUGGCUUGUCAUGAUUCUGGCCGGCGUGGCCUUUGCAUUUGUGGCCAUUGUCAAGGAAACUUAUGGACCUAGUUUAUUGCGCAAGAGGGCUGCGAAGUUGAGAGAAGAGACGGGAGAUUCGAGGUGGUGGAGUAGGUUUGAUGAGAAGAAGGAGUUUUGGCCACUGCUCAAGGUCAAUUUGAGUAGGCCUUUUGUGCUGAUGGUUACGGAGCCGAUUUGCAUCUUCUGGGACGUCUACGUAGCCAUCGUCUACGGCACCCUCUACCUCUCCUUCGUCGCCUACCCAAUCGUUUUCCAACACCAACGUGGCUGGUCGCCCGGCCUCGGCGGUCUCGCCUUCUGCGGCAUCGGCAUUGGAAACCUACUCACCAUUGUCCUUGAACCACUCUGUCGCCGCUUGAUCAACUCACACAANAAAGACCCAGAAACCGGAGAGAUACCUCCUGAAGCCAUGGUCAGCGUUAUCUGUAUUGCUGCUGUGAGUUUAGCGGCUGGAGAGUUGUGGUUUGCAUGGACCUGUACACCAAAUGUGCAUUGGAUUGUGCCUAUUAUCGCGGGAAUCCCUUUCGGCGCUGGCAAUGCUGGAGUCUUCAUCUACAGCAACAAUUACCUCGUACACUCUUACUCAGUGUAUGCGGCGUCUGCACUCGCUGGCAAUGCAGUCUUACGUUCCAUCAUGGGAGCCGUGUUGCCCCUUGCUGGACCCGCUAUGUAUGCCACUCUCGGCAGCAAUUGGGCUGGCUGCACGUUAGGUCUGGUGGAAAUGGCUUGUGUACCCAUCCCUGUGGUAUUUUACUUGUACGGCAAAAAGAUUAGGGCUAAAAGUGCGUUGAUCAAAUCUAUGCAAGAAGAUAAAAGGAGGGCGGAUGAGAAGAAAGCUAAACAUUUGAGGAAGAUGGAAAAGGAAGCUAUCAAGAGAGGAGAUGCGGAAGCUAGUAUUGGNGGGCCGGGGAAGACUGGGGCGGCGGUGGCGGAAGAGAGGGAUAUUGAGAAGGCAGAGUAA
Aureobasidium vineae is the source of this 1794-nucleotide messenger RNA. The record is from the annotation of a GenBank genome assembly. NCBI's taxonomy places the organism in Eukaryota, Fungi, Ascomycota, Dothideomycetes, Dothideales, Saccotheciaceae.